GCCGCGCGCGAUCGGCGCCGCGACGCGCCGAGAGAGACACGCCUGUCGCCGACAGGAAGCGGGAUCGCGUGGUUUCCACGACGGUCGGAAUCCUCGGCUUCUUCGACGCCGAUCUCCGAUCUUAUAGAUUAGAACGUGUUCAAGGAGAGAGACGGUGAAACGAAUCGAGAGCUUACAUCACUCAAAACGCACAGUUGAUUUCCGACACCGACAACUUCGGCGCGGCGCGGCACGGCGAUCAGCCGGAGCGCGAUUUCGCCGAGGGUGCGAUAAGACCGGGGGGAGGAGGAAGACGAGAAGGAGAGUCAAAGAUCCGGAGGGAUGCACGUAUCACGCCCCGCCGGCGCUUUUCAAUUACGCGAAUCUAGAUCACGAAGCUGUUAGCGAAUUAAGCGGGCUCGAGAAAGAGAGGAGCGGGACUAUGCGGGCUGGACGCGCGACGGAAAGAGGGUAGGUAACGAUCGCGCGCGUGCCGUCGCGAUGAGAAAUCGCGCUGGGACAGACGAUACGCGGGUACGAAGCAGCGACGUAACGGUGCCAUGGAGCGUGGAGGCAAGAAGAACCGGAAACCGUCGAUUCAUCCGAUAAACUCGCCCUGAACUCGUCCCACCCCCCGCUUUUUUUUUCUCGUCCGGCGCACGUUGCUGCCAAUUUCGGCGGAGUGCGAGGCACUCGGAAACGCUCGCGGGGCCGCUUUACGGAGCCUACGAGUAAUCGCUCACCCCUCCGGCGGCCUCUCGCCGGACCUCCGCUCCCGCUUACGGAGGAUCGAUCGGAGAUCGGAGGAUACGCGGCGCACGAGGAAGGAAGAUCGAUUCCCGGCACCCCGAAAACGACUAUGAGAGAUAAAAAAUGAGGUGUCUAAUCUUGACCCUCGGUCUGCUGAUGGUUUCGGUGCAAGGACCUACCCGUUGCAUGGCCGAUCACAGGACACACGAGAAUCGUGCAUCGGAGCCGCUCGAUCGAGGGCCGUACUUUGACGUCUCGGCCUCUCGCAACGUAACGGCCCUCGUCGGGAAAACAGCGACGCUGAAUUGCCGAGUACGAAAUUUGGGCGACCGUACGGUGUCAUGGGUGAGACACAGGGAUAUCCAUCUUCUCACCGUGGGCGUCGAGACGUACACGUCGGACCAGAGAUUCGUCGCGUCGCACUUCCCUCACACGGAGGACUGGACGCUACAAGUGAAAUACCCUCAACGACGAGAUUCCGGCACAUACGAGUGUCAAGUGUCCACGACGCCGCCCAUAGGUCAUUCCAUGCUCCUCUCCGUCGUCGAGCCCGUGACGGCGAUCAUUGGAGAACCGGAAAUGUACAUAAACAAGGAUAGCACAAUGAACUUGACCUGCGUCGUGCGGCACAGUCCCGAGCCACCCUUGACCAUUCAUUGGACUCACGAUCAUGAGGUGAUCAAUUAUGACAGUCCGCGAGGCGGGGUAUCGGUUAUCACGGAGAAGGGUGAAGUAACGACCUCAUACCUUCUAAUUCAACGUGCUCAAGCGGCGGACAGCGGACAAUACACCUGCCAUCCGAGCAACGCCAACACAAAGACAGUCUUAGUCCAUGUACUUAAUGGGGAACAUCCAGCCGCGAUGCAGCACGGCGGGCAGCUCAGAUUAGCCAAUUUACCUUUUGUAAUGAUCUCGACGACGCUUUUGACCUUCCUGAAUCAUCCUUAUUAGACGUAGAGCUGGACCAUUGUGAAACGUUAGUCGGAUAUAUUUUCUCUCGGAUCCUUCCUUCGCACCUGACCGUUUGAUUUUCCUCGAAAGAGAGAGAGAGAGAGAAGCAUCCACCCACCGCUGAAACGUUCCAUGCAGUAUGAAUAAAAACGAUCGAUAAAAUAAACCGCCACAAGUUCGAGAGUCUUUCUAACGCGAUAACGUGAUUUAUAUUGUACACCUGUUAUUUGGAUGCGUUGUUAUCAAAGGCUGUUACUAACCGUCGUUCCCUAUGAUUUAUUGUUUAUUAAAUACGUUUGAAUGGAAAAUAUAGCCUUUACACGACGUAACAUAGUCCUUUAAUCAAAACUAGUCUUUAUACCUUGCGAGAAUUAUUCAAUAUUCUUUACGGACUGUAAACCGUAGCCUAUACGUAUUGUCUACGUCAAUAAGCGUACCUCACGAAAGUCUGUAUAGGAGAAUAUAACGAGAGUGAAUCGUACCUCGGAAUCGAAAGCAUCGUAACGUAUACGUAAAAGAUGUGCAAGGAUAAAAUCGAUAAAUAUUUAACAAGACCGUCACGAUACACAAUCACUUAAGAAGAAACAUGCCAUUUGCGAUCCGAGCUGGAUCUUGGUAGCCUAAUACUAUUUUCUGUGUAUAUUUCAUACACAUAUUUUUCCAACUUGUUAAACUGCGCGCCGAUUGUCGGUCUUAAAACAGUUAUUGUUGGAACAUUAAAAUCCCCUCUGUCGCCCUAAUUAAAUCGAUUCGAUUUAACUUUCUUAUUAGCAUCUAAAUCACUGUGAAGAAUUUACUGCAAAAAAUAUUACCUCAGCCAGGGUUCGAACCUGGGUGUCGUACCAAUUCGACGCACAGAUUGAGAGAGGUUCCAUAUUAUAAUAUUUUUCGCAGUAAAUUCUUCACGCAGAUUUAGAUGCUUAUAAUAUCAAAAUAAAAUCGAUUUAAUUACGGGAAAGAGGGGGGAUUUUAAUGUUCCAACAAUAACUGUGUUUUAAGUCUGACAAACAAUCGGCGCGCGAUUUAAUAAGUUGGAAAAAUAUGGGUACAAAAUGCACACAGAGAAAAGUAGUAUUAGGCUACCAAGGUCCAGUUCGGGCCGCAAAUGGCGGUUUCUUCUAAAUUGACUGUAAAAUCGAUAGUUAUAUAAACCGAAACGCUUCUUGCCUCGUGCAAGAGAUGAAAAAAAAAAGAAUCAAAUUUUCGUUUGUGCUGAAACACGGUAAAUGUGCGAUUCAGGGCGAAGAACAGGGUAAACGAAAAUCGAGUACAUUUGCGAAAAUAUCUGCCAGUUACUUAAUUUCGGGUGCUCCAGACCCCCCGAGCAACAGGUAACGUUACAUCUAUUUUGCUUUACCCACGUUUUUACAAGACAAUAUACGUUGCGCUUGCCAAGAAAAAGAGCUGCGUACAUGUUAAUGUUACAGGAAUAAUUUAGAUUUCGACAUAGAGAGAGAUUCGUGUUAAAAUCUAUUACGUUGUGAGAGGAGAGAAUCACGUAUAACGAAAAAUAAAAAAAAAAAAAUAUAUAUAUAUACAUAAGAUACACUGUAAAGCCAUUAAAAUGGAAAUAUUCGAUGAUGUGUGAAUGAGCGUGUCACGCUGAGGUAUGAUUGGAAUCAUUUGCAAACAGAACGCGUUCAUACAAACGGUAUAAGUUUUUGUGCAGCGGAAACUGUUCCUUAUAACGAGAUCGUCUUCAAACCCCGAUGAGAGAAGAAGCUCCGAUAAGUUUGACGCGCUCGAACGAAAAAUAACGCUUCGGUAACCAUCGAAUGUUGUGUGCUACAAUCACGUUAAAUUUCUAUUUCGCCAAUUCGAGACGGACCUAUCAAACGUUUCGCGCUUCAUUUCAUACCAAACAAUUUGACGGCGUGGAUCUAUAGUGCGCUUCGAAUGACUGUUAUAGAGCUCAAAUGUGGUGAUGAUAAUUAUGAAAAGAGAUUAUAAUUACAAGUUUGGCAUCAUAAGGUUCGAGAUUGUAAUUGUCGAGGAAAGUUUGUCCCCGUUUACCGUACGAACAUUGAUAUGUAAUGUGUCUUUGUUUAAUCUAAUGCGUUACCUUAGAACAUAUGUACCUGGAAGGGGAACGGAGGAUCGAGCCUGUGUCCAAAUCGGGUGCGAGACGGUGCGAGAGAGAGAACUCGAAGAACUAUGUUUUUUUUUUCAAGGAAAGAGUAUCUCCGUCCGCAAUGCGCGAGCGCGAAUCGCGCCGUAAAAGCGCGGUGAGCGUGACGUCAUCCCUACGCUUGCGCAUUGCGAGCGAAGAUUGAUCUGCCUCUCUCUCUCGCGCCUAAUUUGAAUACAGAUUUUUUCCACAGAAAGCAUAUAGGAAAUUUCUCUUCCACGUGUAUACGUUUCAAGUGUGUUACCUUUAAUAUAUUGUGUCGCGCAAAAAAAAGCAUAGUAAAGAUUCUAUUAUUUAUUGAAGAAGAAAAAAAAAUAGCUUAAUUUUAUUAAUGUUAGAUUGCAUCUCGAAGACUUGGAUUGUUUAACGAAUUUAAACGGUCAGUUUCGGAUUUACGGCAUCUUGGUCUCACAACACACGCUUCUAUAUCGUUGUCGCUCUACAAAUUAGAGGGUGUACGCCGUGCGUUUGGCCGGGAAAUUAUUCGACGUUGUGUGGACGAUUCGAGACUCUCCGACCACUUCUUGAUUUGGCGAGUCUAUUAGAUAAUAGCUAUUUGUUAUUGUCGUGCAAAUAAAUCAAUUAUGAUUAAA
Temnothorax curvispinosus is the source of this 4401-nucleotide messenger RNA. Its product is annotated as neurotrimin-like. The transcript has 6 exons. The record is from RefSeq and is a predicted model, not a curated record. The coding region runs from base 853 to 1680 and encodes 275 amino acids. Gene Ontology annotation, cellular component: neuron projection membrane. NCBI's taxonomy places the organism in Eukaryota, Metazoa, Arthropoda, Insecta, Hymenoptera, Formicidae. Gene Ontology annotation, biological process: synapse organization.